AACCAGGAAGCGGUCUGGCUGGGAGCUGUACCGGCUUCUCUGCUCCGCUCUCGAGGGAGCUUCCCGCGUCCCUACACCGUCUUUUCCUGCCCCGCGUAGCCCCAGUCCUGACCUAGGCUCCGGCCCGGACCGGCCACUCCGGAGCCGCCAUGUCGUCCGACUUCGAAGGCUACGAGCAGGACUUCGCGGUGCUCACUGCAGAGAUCACCAAUAAGAUUGCGAGGGUCCCCCGACUCCCGCCUGAUGAGAAGAAGCAGGUGGUUGCAAAUGUGGAGAAACAGCUCGAAGAAGCAAAAGAACUGUUGGAACAGAUGGAUUUGGAAGUCCGAGAGAUACCACCCCAAAGUCGAGGAAUGUACAGCAACAGGAUGAGAAGCUACAAGCAAGAAAUGGGAAAACUUGAGACAGAUUUUAAAAGGUCACGGAUUGCCUACAGUGACGAAGUACGGAAUGAGCUCCUAGGGGAUGAUGGGAAUUCCUCAGAGAACCAGUUGAUAAAAUUACGUGAAGAGAGGGCACAUCUGCUCGAUAACACAGAGAGGCUGGAAAGGUCAUCUCGGAGACUAGAGGCUGGGUACCAAAUAGCAGUGGAAACCGAACAAAUUGGCCAGGAGAUGCUGGAAAACCUCAGUCAUGACAGAGAAAAGAUACAGAGAGCACGUGAAAGACUUCGGGAAACAGAUGCUAACUUGGGGAAAAGCUCCAGGGUUCUGACAGGGAUGUUGAGAAGAAUCAGUUCCCGCCCCUUCAGCGGUCCGCACACGGUACCGUGGGAACCUUCGCCGUGCUGUACUCGUGGGGUUCCUGCCCAUCUCCCCACUAGACCAUGAGGAAACUGAGGCUUAGCAAAGUUCAGUCACUUGCUCAAAGUCACACAACUAUCAAGUCUCAGCCAGGAUUGCAGCCAGUCACGUCCAUCAGCCUUAAGAACUCAGCUCUCCUUGUCUGAAACCUGAUACCAGCUGGGUUCUCAUCCUGCAGUCAGCCUCCAAGGAACCUAAGUAACUAUAUGUGGACAAAGUGAAACGUCUAUUUACAAAUCAGACUAUGCUUCUAUUAAUAUGUUUCAUUUAGAGUAUCGAUGAUGUUUUCAGUGAUAAACCAGGAGUCAGAUUUUUAAGGAAAUAUCUAAGCAUAUUUACCAGCUUCUUUCACCUUAAAUGGGGAAAAAAAUGCUACAGUAGUCCUGAACAACUCAUGUCUAUAUGCCAAGGUUGGCAUAUGAAAUAAUUUCCUAAGAGGUUGCUACCCUAAGACAAGAGGCAAAAUGGCAAAAGAGGUCUUUGAUGCUCUCCAUGUUUUGUGGCGCCCAGCCCUUUUCUUCCAUUCUUUCCUGCCCACCCCACCCCAGCACCUUUGUCACCUCUGAUGGUCUAAUUCUCCUCGCUGUAACCCCACCCGGGCCGGUCUGUCCCAAAAAUGCAGUCCCCAGUGGAAACAGCCCAUGAAAGACAAUCUCCAGGGAAAGCAGUCUGAGGAAGAUAAAUUACACUAAGACUUAAUCUUGGGACAUAACUGAGUUUUGUAAGAGUAGAAACGGAGACAGGUAAUGUUAUGAACUCUGGACUUUUACCUCUGCUUAGGACAACCCACUGGUUUCCAUGCUGUCUUGGAUCUCUGCCCAAAUCCCCCCUCAUCACUCUGUGCCUUUCCCCUGCUUCAUUUUUCUUCAUAGCACAUGUCACUCCCUGGAAUUGCUUUAUAUACUUCCUGGUUUAUUAGCAUCUACGUCUAUAGAAAGUAAGCUCCGUGAGAGCAGGAACUUUGCUUUGCUUGUUGCUAUAACCCUAGCAUCUGCAAGAGGGCCUGGCACAUAGUAGGUGCUGAAUAAAUAUUUAUCGGGUGAAGGGAUCAGCCACUUGUCAUGCCUCUUCUGAGCAGGGCAGCUUUUACUUUUACCCGGUUUUUGUCCAAAAGAACAAAUUUAAGUAGCUAUCAAACUCAUGGUUUUACUGUUAUUAUUGCUUGAGAGGAGGUGAAUUUUUUUCUUUAAAAGGCCAAUUUCAACUUGACGUACAGAAAACAGUUAAGUAAAUACUAGCUCAGAUGGUGCUCAGGUGCAGUAAAGUCAGGAAAAUGGUAUCUGAGUGUCUGGCAAACACUACGAGAUCAGAAAAUAUUAGUGGACAUCCUUCAUGUGAGUAAAAAAUUGUAUUGAUCUACAUAAUUCAUCUUGAAAUAAUUAUGAGCCAAUUUUUCAAUCUCACAUGAUGUACACUGUGUUCAUGGUUCUCUUAGAAUUAUCCUUGGCUUUGGGAAUUAUAAGUAAUGUACAUAAAAUUAAAUCCAAAACAUAUCCACAUUUGAGUUCAAAUAUUUCCUCUUUUAAAGUGUAACCGUGACUUUGAAGUUGGGUUAAACCACAGGUGUGUAUUUUUCUUCUAUUCAGCUUCAAUGAUACCUGGUAAUUUGGCAUGUAAUGAUGGGGUAGGCUCAAGGAUGUUCAAGAACAAAUUGUACCAUAUUGUUAAGUUCUCCCUAAUCUUACAAAAAUGAACCACCACAAAUUACUGAAUUUUAAUAUCUCCUGAAACUCUCCCAGCAAAAAGAAGGAAGAUACACUAAUGACUAAUUUAAAUGCUAAAAAGACGGGGAGGGGUUGAAAGAUAAUCCCAAGUAAACCAAAUUAGCUUACCUAUCAUUAUGAUUAUUUUUAAAUCACAGCGUUUCAUGGAAAAUGCGUUUUUGUGGUGCCGGGUUUCAGGAAUACCCUUUGUUAAAACCUUUGUAAAUGAAGUUAUAAAAUUGGGACUAGUGGAUGGGGCAGGUGAUUGGACAGGGGGACAAUAAAUAGUGGGGUUGAA
Molecule: messenger RNA, 2804 nt
Organism: Balaenoptera ricei (Rice's whale)
Lineage: Eukaryota; Metazoa; Chordata; Mammalia; Artiodactyla; Balaenopteridae
Gene: VTI1A
Product: vesicle transport through interaction with t-SNAREs 1A
Exons: 10
Coding region: 150-830 (226 amino acids)
Biological process (GO): macroautophagy; intra-Golgi vesicle-mediated transport; intracellular protein transport
Cellular component (GO): endoplasmic reticulum membrane; ER to Golgi transport vesicle membrane; Golgi apparatus
Molecular function (GO): SNARE binding; SNAP receptor activity
Source: RefSeq, a predicted model, not a curated record